Nezara viridula (southern green stink bug) is the source of this 3029-nucleotide messenger RNA. The record is from the annotation of a GenBank genome assembly. Lineage: Eukaryota; Metazoa; Arthropoda; Insecta; Hemiptera; Pentatomidae.
GGGAGGUUCGUUGGUUCUGAAGUUGCGCCAGUUGGAUUUGUUUUCGUUGAUUAGGAGUUAUACUAACCGUGAUAGCUUUCUUCACAUUGUUGAACACAAGUUUUACCCAAUGAAGAGAUGGAAGCAUUAAGUUGAAAUAUUAAUUAUUAAAUAUUACCAUAUUUGAAAAAUCGUUUUUGAGGUUUCAUUCUUGAAGAAUAAUGUCUCACUCCCAGCAAGUAGGGAUAAGAAUUUGUAAAUUUGAAUUAAGUGGAGAGAGCAACAUUUAUGUAUGUCCAAGAGAUGAAUAUUGCUGUAAUAUUGGCUGUUGCAUUUCACCAACAUUUCAGUUUUAUCAACUAUGGUAUUACUGGUUCAUGGUGUUUUUUAUGUUUUUGGUAUGCUCUGGAGGGCAGUGGUGGUAUAGGUACGUAAUGCAAGGUAGGUGUGCUAGUGCCAUAGCACCACCUGCAAGGCGUGCUUCUUAUCCUAGGCAAGCUCGGGUUGCGUACACGCCAGCAAGAGAUACUGUUGUACUUCACCAUUUGUGGAAACCUUCAUAUACAGGACCUGGCAUGAAUGGACCACCACCCUCCUACAGCCAAAGCGGUAGUAGUAGCUCUAGUGGUUGUAGUCUUGUUGGACCGAAACCCAGCCCUUAUAUGCAGCUAUAUGGACCUCCACCAAGCUAUGAGUCAGUUAUUGCUUCUGGUCCAGCUCCAGCUCCAGUCCACAAUCCUCAAGUUGACGGAGGCCCCUCGCAGAACCACACUGGUGUUCAGCAAAGGAGGAGUAGUGCCUCAUAUCAUCUUCAGCCAUUGGAACUGCAUCACGUCAAUCCGAGCUUAGCUCAACAGCAAUCAACCAGCCACAACCAGCCCAUGGCCCAACAGCAGUUGAGUAGCCUGACCCUGCAACCUCCAAGUCAUGCCCAGCAAGAGGCCACUCACCACUUACACCAGAAUACUGUUGGCUCCACACGCGACCAGCAAGGUCCUACCUUACCAGGCCCUCAGCAGACCUCAUCUUCCACAAUGAGUUCUUCUCAGCUCCCAUAAUGGAUAGCACUGAAAAGUUACCAUCUUUUGUACAUAUCAAAUAAUUAACUAUUUUUUUAUUGUUGAUAAGUGUCUGACUGUUAUUUGUAUAGAAAGAUGGAUGAAGAUUUAUAUUAUGGAUUAGUCAGAAAGAAUUCAUAUGACUUUUCUGUUUUUCGAAAAAAGUAAUCUAUAGCUUUGUUUUUAAAAUUGAAGAAGAUUAUGUAAUAAUCUUUUUUAUAAAAUUCUACUAAAACUAGGAUCAGUGUUGUAGUUAAUCCUGCUUAAAAUUGCGUUAAUUAAACUUAGGAAUUUGAAAAACAAAUUUGACCUGUUCCAAGCCAGGGACUUAACUUAACAACACUUUAAAUUUAAUUAAUUUCACAAAGCUCAUUUUAAGAAAACAAGGAGUAUAUGUCUUUGAUACUGUAUAAUUAAAGUUUGACAUACUGGAAAACUUCCAGAAUUAAGUUAUUGUGGAGUAAGCAAUUCAAUAGAAUUCAAAACACAGGAUAGUUUUUAUUAUACAUUAAAUAUAUUAUAACUUGUCAUAAAAUAUAACAGAAUGUAUAUAAGACAAGUGAUUAUUUUGAACUGAAAGAUAGUUUUAAAUAACUGUCUGAAACAAUGAUAUUGAAUGACUUCAAUGGGAACUGUAUGUUUGUUGGUAUAGUAUGAAAACUAAUUUUCCAUACACUAUAUCUUUUUCAGGUUUAUUUAAUUUUUUGUUUUUACUAAGAAAAAAAUGUUAUGACAUUCCAUGCAGUUAGAUCUUUUUGCAAUUUUGCAUUCCUUCCUCAGAAUUAGUUGUUUGUUGCUGAAUUUAAUUUUUGUGAAUAAUCUGUGAUUGCAUUAUAUAUGAUACUAUUAAGGUAUUGUAUGAAUAACUAUUAUUUGUAAGUUAAAAGAGUAUUGUUUUUCUUAUGAUUCAUAUUUUUAUAAAUAUUUAGUUACUUUGUGCCAUCAUUAUUGCCUUUUUUUAAUUUUUAAUUUAUUUUUUUAAUUAGCUUAACAUUAUGCAUUUUUGUUCGAUUUUUGUUUCUAAUGAAACUCAUUUUCCACUCCAUUGUUGGUUGUAAGAAGAAAGAUUCGAACACAUUUUUUGGUUAUAAUUUAUUUCUCUUUUUGAGUGAUGGAGUCAUUUCAAUCUUUAAUGGUAAAGUGAUUAAGGAGACUCACUUAAACUGUUGAUUUGAUAUUUAAAUCCUUUAUUUAUGAAGUAUAGUUAUUGAUGACAUCUUUUGUUUAUUUUUGUUAUGCAUACUGGAUGGUUCCUGCUUUUGUUUUAAAUUUUUUUUUUUUCAGUAGAGUCUGUAGAAUGUGUUGCUUUUAUAAACUUGGAAGUAUUCUAUAUACCAUCCUCCGACUAUGUAUUAAUAUUUAUAUGUGGUAGUCUCAAGAUUUUAAGUUAUCUGUAUUUCUUCAUUUAUUAUAUUAAAACAUUACUAUAUUUUUGUAUGUCCCACAUUAUAUUACUGAAGUUUUUAUACUAGCAAAAAAAUAAAAAAAUAAAAAAUUUCAGUUAUUUAAUUGAGUUUAUAAGUAUCAGUUAUAAUAUGACAGAAAACGUGAUAAACAGAAAAUAAAUAAAUAAAAUUAAUGCUUUAUAGGUAAUUGGUAAUUUGAGGAAAUAAAUAAUGUGUUUGGAAUACAUUUAUGUCAUAUUUCCUUCAAUUGUUCAUUCCACUUUUACAUUUAUAAUUUUUAAAAUUUGAAAGUCAACUUAAGACUAGACAGUCUUUUAAUAAAUAAAAGGAAAAAUAAUUGUAUGCGUGUAAAGAAACUGAUAGGUUUUAUGAAUCCCAGUGGAACAUUUUGGGCUAUGACAAAUUAUUUAUUAUAAAAGUUAAUUUUUUUUUUCUCAAAAGUACAAGCUUUUUCUCAUUCAUCUACUCUAUUAAAUAUAAACUUAUAAGUAUUUUUUUUAGUACAUGUUUUAAUAAAUACUAUUAAUCUACAUAAAAAAUAUAAAAAUAAUUUCACUCUUGAAAAAUAAUAUAAUUCUAAACCCCA